AUGGGGUGCAUGUUUUGCGUUCCGAAGAAAGAUAAAGCGAAAGCGCAGAUCCUCUUGGACGAAGCGAGGCACUAUGAUCCGAGCCAAACAGACGUCCUUGGAUACACGAAGCUUGGGUUCGUAAAACCUGGAAUCGAUUCUGUCGAGGUCGACGUUGGGUUCACAUACCUCUUGUCUCAAUCCUUUCCAAAGUGGCUGGUAAAUGUGAUCGACAAACUGUCUUCCACAGGCUUCAAACAAAACCCAAACGAAGAGAAAUACGAGGAGCACACCGUGGAUAUUCUGGAUGCUCGGAAGCGUGACUUGAGGUUUGAAGAUGCCGGGUUUACCCUGGUCAGCAUGAACGAGCCGAGCAAGACCACUGACUGGAGAUCUAAAAACGACGUCAAGAAGUUUCAAGAAGAGAUUCGACCAGAAUUGUUGAGGCUUCAUCCUGGUGCCACUCGAGUCGAAUUCACCUACAGCGUUGUUCGAGGCGGAAACAAGUUGGGUGACCAACCAGCUGCAGUCAAUAUGGCCCACCUGGACUACUUUCAAGACGAUCAAGCAAGAGUUGAGUUUCAUGAAGAGUAUCCUGUGAACGAAAAAGUGACAGAGCAUCUUGCAUUGCUAGGAAGAUGGGACACUGAAGAAGACGAAGUCAGGGCAAUGAUCGGCAUAUGGAAACCUAUCAAUAUGAAGAAUCCAGUAUAUGAUCACCCGUUUGCGAUGAUGGAUGCCCGGACAUUCCACCCAGAGAACGAAGUUCAGCAACCAGUGCACUUUGAUAUCGGUCUUUUCAAGUUGCAUAACCUGAAUGGCGCCUUCACAUAUCACGAAGGCCAACGAUGGUACUACUAUUCGAACCAGGUUGAGACAGAAGUUGCGGUGUUCACCCACUACAGUAAGGGAAAGCAUUUCGCGAACCCACAUACGUCUUUCCUGAACCCCAAUCGUCCUAUUGACUCCUCCGAAUAUGACAGUCGGCAAUCUGUCGAAAUGAGAGCUGCUGUCUUCUUUCCCAAGGAAGUGACGAGCACUGUCGCCCACUGA
Molecule: messenger RNA, 1032 nt
Organism: Seminavis robusta
Lineage: Eukaryota; Bacillariophyta; Bacillariophyceae; Naviculales; Naviculaceae
Source: the annotation of a GenBank genome assembly